Messenger RNA from Myripristis murdjan (pinecone soldierfish), 1495 nucleotides. RefSeq names its product proteasome 26S subunit, non-ATPase 13 (gene psmd13). The coding region runs from base 116 to 1252 and encodes 378 amino acids. Gene Ontology annotation, biological process: ubiquitin-dependent protein catabolic process. The transcript has 13 exons. The record is from RefSeq and is a predicted model, not a curated record. Gene Ontology annotation, cellular component: nucleus; cytosol; proteasome regulatory particle, lid subcomplex. Gene Ontology annotation, molecular function: structural molecule activity. NCBI's taxonomy places the organism in Eukaryota, Metazoa, Chordata, Actinopteri, Holocentriformes, Holocentridae.
GACCGGACCCGCAGUACAGAGGGAAGUACAGGCUAGUUGACGUUAGCUGUAUCGCUAUUUCAACAACUACUCUGAGUUUUCUGGUCGAAAACCCAAACUUCACAUUGUCGCCACAAUGAAAGAUGUUACCGGGUACCUCAAACAGCAGCAGAGCAACAGCUCGACGCCGGAGAUGGCAGCGGAAUGGCACACACUGGAGGAUUUAUACAACAAAAAGUUGUGGCAUCAGUUAACACUGAAGCUUACAGAGUUUGUCAAAGAUCCUUGCUUCAAAACGGGAGAUGGCCUCAUACAGCUCUAUGACAAUUUCCUCAGCGACUUUGAACACAGAAUCAAUCCACUGUCCCUGGUAGAGAUCAUACUCUAUGUUGCCAGACAGAUGCCAGAUCCUAAAGAUGCCAUCACUUUCCUCGAGAAGACCAAGGAAAAGGUGAAAAGCAGUGAAGAGGCCGUCAUUCUUUGUAAGACAUCAAUUGGCAGUCUUAAACUGGAGAUCAACGAUCUUCCAGCCACAAAGAAAAUCAUUGAAGAGGUUGAGGAAAUGUUGAACAACUUGCCUGGGGUGACGUCUGUCCAUGGCCGCUUUUAUGACCUCUCAAGCAAAUAUUACCGCAUCAUUGGAAACCAUGCCGCUUAUUACAAGGAUGCUCUGCGCUACCUGGGAUGUGUAGACAUCAAAGAUUUGCCAGAGACAGAGAAGCAGGAGCGAGCAUUCACAUUGGGUCUGGCUGGACUCUUAGGAGAGGGAGUCUACAACUUCGGAGAGCUGCUGAUGCAUCCCGUCUUAGAGUCACUGAGGAGCACAGACAAGCAGUGGCUCAUCGACACACUGUAUGCCUUCAAUGGAGGCAACGUGGAGAAAUUCCAGAGUUUCAAGUCUGCCUGGGGCCAACAGCCGGACCUUGCAGCACACGAGGCAAAACUGAUGCAAAAGAUCCAGCUGCUAUGCGUGAUGGAGAUGACCUUCACCCGUCCUGCAAACCACAGGCAGCUGACCUUCCAUGAGAUUGCUCAGAGUGCCAAAAUCCCCGUCAGUGAGGUGGAGCUUCUGGUCAUGAAGGCUCUGUCAGUGGGCCUCAUUAAAGGCAACAUCGAUGAGGUGGACCAGAAGGUGCAGAUGACCUGGGUGCAGCCCAGAGUGCUGGACCUGCAGCAGAUUAAGGGUAUGAAGGAGAGGUUGGACUUCUGGUGUGGCGAUGUGAAGAACAUGGCCAUGCUGGUGGAGCAGCAGGCCCACGACAUCCUCACCUGAAGAGCUUCUCCUCCCGGCCUGGUUCAUCCACACAGGAACACAAACGGAAAUCUCACCUCAUCCCCCAGCUACGAGGAGUAUUGCACCCUGUAUUUUUUUUUUUUUUUUCACUUUUUGUAUUUUUUUUCCCCUCUAUCUCUGUUUGAUGUCCAUUCUUUCUAUGUUACUAUAACCAUUCAUCACCAAACCGUAAAUUACAUUGUUGUAUUUUACAAAUAAAAAAAUCUGGUUUGAACAUCCUUA